UCAUCUGUCAUCCCUCAUUUCUUUAUCUCUCUAUCUAUCCGCAAACCGCAACUUCAUCUCGAAUCACAGCUCGCCACUGCUCUCGCUGCUGGCAAGCCACGAGUGAGCCAGUUCCACCGAAAAACCCCCAGAUCUCGAAGGGCUCGACACUCCACGACCAUCUCCGGUCAUUCCGGCGUGGAAUUUGAUUCACCCGAGAGAAAAACACUGCAUCGCACUUCCUUGCGUUUAUUCGGAAAGCCGGACUCCAACCUCUACCAACCAAUCAACAUAAUUCGACACAUUAGACGCUAGAAGAGGCUUCUUUUAUGUACCCACGCGCAUAAUACCCUGACAUAAACGAACGGCACCUGAUAACAGCCACAGCUGGUACACUAGCGACGACAUAUGGGUGUAGGAAUCCGGUGGGCCUGAAAUCAAUAUCAGAUGCGUCAUUAGGGGUAGUAGUGAUCGACCAUCAAGCAACAAUCCUUCCUUUCAUAUUUGAUACUUGUCAACCUCGCGCCCUUACGCCCUGGUUCCGGCUGAUCAAGGUACAUCCAUCACCAUCAGUCAUCAAGCACAAUCCACAUUCCUCUAUUCCCGGGCAGUUAACACAAAUUUACACGAUCACAUCAAGAUUCAUUCAGUGAUACCCACUCGACGACCUUCAUCCACAAUGGAUCCACCCCGCGCAUCCUCCACUCGCUCUUCAUCCUCCUCAAUGCCUACCUCAAGCAGCGCCUCGGCGUCCGCAAAUAAGCUCAAAAAGUUUAAGCUUGAUCCGAUGUCAAUGCUUUUACCUCAUGAACGUCCAGGCUACCGUGGAUCUCCUGCCGCCGGUCGAAGUAUGCCUCCCCUACAUCCUCAAUUCCAACUGCAAUCCCAACCCGGUUCACCGGCGUACUUUGCAAUGUUGCAGAGCCAACAAGUACAACAGGAUUCUGGGACACAAAGGAUCGGGAUUCAGACGCGGACGACAGCUAGUGUGGGUGAACAGGGUGGGAAGCGCGGAGAAGGCAGUGGCAGUCAGAUUCCAACCCAAGUUCCAGUUGGUUCGCAGCACCCAGCACAAGGUGUACCGUUAUCGCCUCCUGCGUCAAUGGCAUCAACUCCACCGUCCGGGUCCUGGGAGGAUUCCGCCUCCCAGUGGAGCUCAAUGGAGGGUGUUGUCGAAGGCACGCCUGCACCCGGACAACGAUCCCAGCCUAGUCGGCAUUAUGCCCCGCGAAUGACUCAGAACACAAUGAGGUUGGAAGAUUGGGAAAUCGUCGAGACUCUGGGUACUGGGACCUUUGGACGAGUCUUACUUGUUCGACAACGACCUUCUUAUCGACCGACGCCAUAUCACCCCAUUUUCCCCCAUCUCUAUCGCUCUCGCCAUCCUUUCUCACCGUCACCCUCUACAACGCAAAAAUCUGAUGAUCAUCUCCCUCAUUUCGCCAUGAAAGUCCUUCGCAAGUCAGAAAUUGUGAGGUUAAAGCAAGUGGAACACAUCAACUCUGAGCGAAUUAUCCUUGAGCGUGUACGACAUCCAUUUAUCGUCGAACUGCAUGCCACCUACCAGGACCAGAUCAAUGUCUAUAUGCUCUUGUCUUACAUUCCAGGUGGCGAACUCUUCUCACACCUUCGACGGGCCGGGCGAUUCUCCGCCGACGUCACCAGGUUCUAUCUCGCGUCUAUCGUUCUUGCCAUUGAAUACCUCCAUUCGCAAAACAUUAUCUACCGUGAUCUUAAACCCGAAAAUCUCCUUCUCGAUCGUCACGGCUACCUCCGCAUCGCGGAUUUUGGCUUUGCCAAAGUGGUGCAAGACCGUACAUUCACUUUAUGUGGUACUCCGGAAUAUCUUGCUCCGGAGAUCGUUCUCUCCCAAGGCCAUGGCAAAGCUGUCGACUGGUGGGCUCUUGGUAUCCUCGGUUUUGAAAUGCUUGCUGGUUAUCCCCCUUUCUUUGAUGAUCAUCCGCUCGGUAUCUACGAAAAGAUUCUCCGCGGAGAUAUUGCAUUUCCUUCACAUGUCGAUCCUUAUGCCAAAGAUCUCAUUAGGGGGUUUUUGACAGCGGAUCGAAGUAAGAGGUUAGGCAACUUGAGGGGCGGGGCGAAGGAUGUAAUGGGACAUCCGUGGUUUGCGGGUGUGGAUUGGAGAAGCCUAGAGAGGAAGGAAAUUGGAGCUCCGAUCGUCCCUCGAGUGGCUAGCAUGGGCGAUUCACAGAAUUUCCAGCGGUAUCCACCUCCCCGACCACAAGACCUUCCGGGUGUAUUUGGCCAAACGUACAACACAUCGAACGAUCCAUGUGGCGAGCUAUUUUCAGACUUCAGUUUCCCUGGAGGAGGGAGCGAGAGGGGGUCUGCGAGUGAAUCUACUGAGGUCUUGAGUCGGGAUUAGAGAUAGCAGAGGUGAUAGAGGGAUGCGGGGAUAGGAUAAGCGCCCUCUAGUAAAAUACCCAGAGGAAGGAGGAACAAACUAUAUCAGUAGAAAAGUAACAGCAAUCAGGAACUAAGUAUACAUGCAGUAGCAUUGUUUCAUCGC
This is a messenger RNA of Cryptococcus deneoformans JEC21, 2506 nucleotides long. Its product is annotated as protein serine/threonine kinase, putative. Gene Ontology annotation, molecular function: cAMP-dependent protein kinase activity; ATP binding. Lineage: Eukaryota; Fungi; Basidiomycota; Tremellomycetes; Tremellales; Cryptococcaceae. Gene Ontology annotation, cellular component: cAMP-dependent protein kinase complex; nucleus. The coding region runs from base 659 to 2362 and encodes 567 amino acids. The transcript has 3 exons. The record is from RefSeq and is a predicted model, not a curated record. Gene Ontology annotation, biological process: peptidyl-serine phosphorylation.